AUGAUCCAUUCCACUGUUUGAACUGUAUUUAACAUGCAUCCUAACAAGAGCCCUUCCGCGUUUCCUGAACAGCUGUCGUCACAGUCUCUCACUCUUUCUCUUCUUUCUUUUUCUUUCUCUCCCUCUCCGUGCUCCUCCUCCCGGAGCUGCAUUCCUACCAAAUGUCUUUUGAUCCCUGCAAGGAAGAUACAUCUUUUCUGCUGUGUGAUUUUGGAUUUAUGAGCCGGGGGAGGCUGUGGUGUCCGCACAAUUCCAUAUUUCGACACUGGACUUGACAGCUUUUUCUGUUGAGUUAGUUCCCAAUAGUUUGUUAUUUAGUAUUAAUCAAAUAGGCGCUUUGAUUCUUAAAUUUUUUGGUAAUCAAUUUGUUACCUUCUGAAUUUAGAAAGUAAUUACAAGAUAUACAGGACUACAUUAUUCGCAACUUGUGAGCAAAUUUGGAAGUUAUUUUAUAGUAAGGACUCCCUUUUGAAUUUCUAUAUGGGGAAAACAUCAUUACCUCCAGGAUUUCGGUUUCAUCCUACCGACAUUGAAUUGGUAAAGUAUUAUUUGAAGAGGAAGGUAAUGGGUCGUAAAUUCCAUUUUGAGGCUAUUGCGGAGGCUGACAUAUACAAGUAUGCCCCUUGGGAGCUUCCAGCGAAAUCUAGUUUGAGAAGUGGGGACUUGGAAUGGUAUUUCUUUUGCCCACGAGAAAAGAAACAUGCUAAAGGGGCUAGAAUGAAUCGUGCUACUGAAUUUGGGUAUUGGAAGGCCACAGGAAAGGACAGGCCUGUUUGUUACAAUAAUGAAAUGGUGGGAAUGAUAAAGUCCCUGGUUUUCCACCAAGGUAAAGCUCGAGAAGGUGUCCGAACAAAUUGGGUUAUGCAUGAGUAUAGAAUUGAGGACAAGGGUUUGGCUAUCAGAGGUUUUGUUCAGGAUGCAUAUGUGCUCUGUAAGGUUUAUCAGAAGGAAGGCAUGGGCCCAAGGAAUGGUGCUCAAUAUGGAGCACCUUUUAAAGAGGAAGACUGGGAUGAUGAUGAGGAUGUCGAUUGUAUGGAAGUAGUGUCUGCAGGUGUUGAUUCUAUUCCCGUGCCUAACCUAAUCAGGCCUGUGGCUGCUAGCUCGUCAUGUCUUUCAGAUGCUAUCCCACCAGUUAUUAAUGUGCCUUCACCUACUCCUGAAAACAAUGGUGUAGCUAGCUCGUCAUGUCUUUCAGAUGCUAUCCCACCAGUUAUUAAUGUGCCUUCACCUACUCCUGAAAAUAAUGGUGUAGCUAUUGAGGUUGCUCCUAUUUCACAUGAGGAUGACAUUUUUUCAAUGUUGGCUGACUUCAUAGAAGAUGGUCAAAACGUGAAUCUUGGUCACCAGCAUGAUGAAAAUCUUGAAGCUCUACCCCAUUCAGAUGGCAUUGAUAUCUACAAUGAUUUGGCAGACUUGGUCAACUUUGGCGGACUUAGUGAAGGUGCAGGGAAUUUCUUCCUCAGUUACAAUGAUUACCGUUACCCGAAUCAAAGUUUCCAGGAUGAUAAUGCUCCAUUUCUUGAGUUAGAUGAUCUUGAUGCCCCAUUGAAUGGCCCUGCUGAAGGAUAACAAAGUAGGAUUCCCUUAGCAUGUCUAUCUUGCUUCAGCUGCAAAGUGCCUUGCUCCUCUUCAUGGAGCAAAAGAUCUGAAUGCUCUGUUGUCUGCUUAUGGUCCUCCUCCAUUGUUGUCAAGGUCGAGGUGACUUGUUGGAGUUGGUUGUGGUUGCACUAACGAUGCUUUGUCACAUAAGUUGGAGGGUUUAUGGAUACAACCUAUUCUAAAGGUAGCCCGGCAUGGGACCAGUUAUAUGCAGCAAGCGUUUCUCCCUUGAAAUUUCCACUCUAUUUCAUAUUUGUCUUGGUAGAAUUUUUAUAAUUAAAUUGAAUAAGAAUCGUGGACUUGGUAUUACUUAGAAAGACUAGGAUCAAUGUGACUAGUCACCCCUUUGGCAUCUUAAUGAGACAUACUAGGCAUGAUAAAAACAUUAAACAGAUAAUGUUAUCCCUAUUCAAAGAAGCAUUCUAGUAAAAGAUUGUAGUGAAUUCCUUACUA
Mangifera indica (mango) is the source of this 2052-nucleotide messenger RNA. RefSeq names its product NAC domain-containing protein 82-like. Lineage: Eukaryota; Viridiplantae; Streptophyta; Magnoliopsida; Sapindales; Anacardiaceae. Gene Ontology annotation, biological process: regulation of DNA-templated transcription. The transcript is spliced from 6 exons. The record is from RefSeq and is a predicted model, not a curated record. Gene Ontology annotation, molecular function: DNA binding. The coding region runs from base 481 to 1569 and encodes 362 amino acids.